CCUAAAAUAUUCUCAGGUGGUGAUUUAGUUUUUAUUUCGGGUAAAUUUGUCGUCGAAAAUUCUGAACAAUGUGUUACUAUAACAUAUGCAAGCAUCAUCGAUAAUAACCCUAGUCACGAGUUUGAUACUACCAGUAUUCCUCCGUGCAUCCCUCAUUGCAUGUUUUCUGUGGUUGUAAAUCGUAAGCCUAAAGAGCUCGGAGAAUUCAUCUAUUUCGGUGUUAAAUGUACUGAAUAUAAUUCUGUUACUGGUAGUACAAAUGUAAAUAUGCAAAUGACAGUUCUUUAUCAUGCGGGUUCCUCGAGAUUUCAAAAUUAUUUGGGCCAUUCAGCAGCUGUUACCUAUAAUGCGCAUGAAAAUUAUUCUUCAUCAACUCCUGGUGCUCAAUCAAUUAUUGACAUCAUCGCUAAUGAUAUUGAAUCUACUCCAACUCAAGUUCCAAAAGUUGUUGAACCUACGAUCUCCUCAGUUAACUGUAAUGCUACUGCUACCCCGGGUUCAUCAGAAAAUUUGGUAAAUCCUGAUUAUUCAUUAUCUAAGAGAGAUCAAAAACAAUCUUCAGAUUAUAUUGACUUGGAUGAAGAAGAUAAGCAAUCGGAUUAUGAUGAUAAUGAAAAGGAUACAGAAUUAGACGAAGAAGAAGAGAAGACAGAUAGUGAAAGUGAUUAUGAAGCUUCUGAUAAUAAUAAUUAUGUUUUAAAUAGCUUUAUAAAAAACAAUACAAUUGAAUCAUUUUUUAUAUCAACAUUCAACAAUAAAUUAACUACUGCAAACCUUCGCAUUGAUUACCAAUUCAGAGGUUCAUCUUUACAUAAUAUAUGUUUAUACGACUAUGCUGCUAACAUUCAAAAAGUUUCAAUUAAUUCACAUGAACUUCCAGAAUUAACAAGUCAAAAUUUAAGUAAAAAA
Messenger RNA from Dentiscutata erythropus, 909 nucleotides. The record is from the annotation of a GenBank genome assembly. Lineage: Eukaryota; Fungi; Glomeromycota; Glomeromycetes; Diversisporales; Gigasporaceae.